AUGGAUAUUUCCAAACCAGUGGGAACUGAGAUUGUCUCGGUUGACUUCGGUGUGUUGUCAGCCGAGGAAGUCCGCAAGGUUUCGGCCAAGCAAAUCACCAAUCCAACGGUAUUCGAUAACCUGGGCCAUCCCAUCAACGGUGGUCUGUACGAUCUCGCAUUGGGCGCUUUUCUUAGAAAUUUAUGUGCAACUUGUGGCUUGAAUGACAAGUUCUGUCCCGGCCAUCAGGGCCAUAUUGAACUACCCACUCCUGUCUAUAAUCCCAUUUUUUUCGGCCAAAUGUACAUCUUCAUCAGAGGCUCUUGUAUAUUCUGCUCGAGAUUCAAGCUGAAUGCCUUGGAAGUUCAUCUUUACCAGUGCAAGCUGCGUUUGAUCCAGUAUGGACUUCUGCUGGAAGCCUCGUCCAUUGACAGAGUGUAUGGUGCUGAUGAGGCAGAGGAAGACGAUGGGUUUGAAACAAAGGACUCGGAUUCUCAGUCGAGAAUACGCCAGGUCAGAGAGACUUUUGUGGAGGAGGCUGUUGCCAAAGCGAUCGCCAAUGGCACGGCUCCAAAACAGGGAAUCUUCACUGCUUCUGUGGCCGAAGAGAGAAAGGCACUGAUCCACGAGUUCUACAAAAAACUGCUUUCCAGACGCAAGUGCGAAAACUGUAAAGCUUUCAACCCAAACUUCCGCAAGGACGGGUUCAGCAAGAUCUUCGAGCAGCCCAUGUCGGAGGCUCAACAGAGAUACAAUAUUGCCAUUGGAAAGCGUCAUCCAAAGUUCUUAAAGGUUGCCGGUGAAGAUGCAGAUGAAGAGUAUCCCACAUCACAGAGCUACACGAUAUCGCUGUCAAUCAAGGACUUUCUUAACGGAGUAUUCAGCUCGGAAAGAGACAUGAUUCACUAUCUGUUCAAUUCGAGACCGCUAUCCAAUAAGGUUGUCACUGCCGACAUCUUCUUCUUGCAAGCGUUGAUUGUUCCCCCAACCAGAUUCAGACUGCCAUCCAAAUUGGGAGACGAUAUCCACGAAAACUCGCAGAACUCGCAUCUCUCCAAAGUGCUCACCACUUGCGUGGAAAUUAGAGAUUUGAGCAGAAGGCAGGAGGCUCUGACUCUGAGCAAGUCCACCGAGGAAGACAGGAGUACCAUGUUCAACAGACUGAUGAACGCAUUUGUAGUUCUGCAGGACAACGUGAACAGCUUUAUCGACAGUUCAAAGGACGCUUCUGGCACCAAGGUCCCUCCACCGGGGAUCAAGCAGGUGCUGGAAAAGAAGGAGGGUCUGUUCAGAAAACACAUGAUGGGAAAGCGUGUGAAUUACGCUGCUCGUUCGGUCAUUUCACCAGACCCUAUGCUGGAAACCAACCAGAUAGGUGUUCCUCCAGUUUUUGCUACCAAGCUCACCUAUCCAGAGCCAGUCACCUCCUAUAACGCUGCAGAAUUGCGCCAGGCCGUGAUCAACGGACCAGACAUCUGGCCAGGAGCUAUCCAGGUACAGAACGAAGACGGUUCGCUACUGUCUUUGAUUGGAAUGGAGGCUGAACAGCGGAAGGCCAUUGCCAACCAGCUUCUGACCCCAACAGCUGGUGCUUCGGUGGUGAACAAAAAGGUGUAUCGUCACAUCAAGAACAAUGACGUUGUGCUGAUGAACCGUCAGCCAACUUUGCACAAGGCCUCUAUGAUGGGCCACAAGGUGAGGGUCCUGCCUGGAGAGAAAACCCUCCGUCUGCACUACGCCAAUACAGGUGCGUACAAUGCCGAUUUCGACGGUGACGAGAUGAACAUGCAUUUUCCCCAGAAUGAAAACGCUAAGGCCGAGGCCUUGAACCUGGCUAACACAGAUUCGCAGUACUUGACUCCAACAUCGGGUUCGCCAGUUAGAGGUCUCAUCCAGGACCACAUUUCUGCCGGAGUUUGGCUGACAAGCAAGGACUCUUUCUUCACCAGAGAGAUGUACCACCAGCUUAUAUAUGGGUGUAUUCGUCCUGAAGAUGGCCAUUCGGCUUCUGCCAAAAUCCAGACCGUUCAGCCAGCGAUCUGGAAGCCAGUUCCGUUGUGGACGGGAAAGCAGGUGAUUUCCACCGUAUUGCUGAACAUCAAGCCAGAGAACAUGCCUGGUAUGAACCUGAAGACCAAGAACAAAAUCAAGUCGGACUACUGGGGAAAGGACUCUACUGAGAACGAGGUUCUCUUCCAAAAAGGUGAGCUGAUCAGUGGAAUUCUGGACAAGUCCCAGUACGGUGCUGCCCAGUACGGUAUGGUGCAUUCGCUGCAUGAGGUUUACGGUCCUGAAGUGGCCGGAAAAGCCCUAUCCGUUCUCGGAAGACUUUUCACCAACUAUAUCACGCAGACCGGUUUCACCUGUGGUAUGGACGAUCUUAGACUCACUGCAGAGGGCAACGAAUGGAGAACGGAAAUCCUCAAGACCUCCGUGGACAUUGGUCGUACUGCUGCGGCUGAGGUAGCCAAUCUCGACCCCACGACAGACCACAAUAACCCAGAGCUGCUGAAGAGACUCGAGGAGAUUUUGCGUGAGGACGAGAAGCUGGCCAUUCUGGAUGCAGUGACGCAAUCCAAGGUGAAUGCCAUUACUUCCAAGGUGGUUUCCAAGUGUGUUCCAGAGGGAACCAUGAAGAGGUUUCCGUACAACUCCAUGCAAGCCAUGGCUCUUUCUGGAGCCAAGGGUUCCAAUGUGAACGUUUCGCAGAUCAUGUGUUUGCUGGGCCAACAGGCGUUGGAAGGUCGUAGAGUUCCUGUGAUGGUGAGUGGAAAGACUCUUCCUUCGUUCAAGCCGUUCGACACAGAUGCACGUGCAGGAGGGUACAUCAAAGGCCGGUUCUAUUCUGGUAUCAGGCCGCAGGAGUAUUAUUUCCACUGCAUGGCCGGUCGUGAGGGUCUUAUCGAUACUGCAGUGAAAACCUCGAGAUCUGGUUAUUUGCAGCGUUGUUUAACCAAACAGUUGGAGGGUGUUCACGUUUCGUACGACAACACGAUCAGAAACGCAGACGGCACCCUUAUCCAAUUCCUUUACGGAGGAGACGCUGUGGAUGUCACCAAGGAGUCCCACAUGUAUCAAUUCAAGUUCUUUGCCGAGAACUACGAUUCUCUGUUGAGAAAGUACAACCCAGGCGAGAAUGUGGUUAACCUGGACCCCGAGACGGCCAUCAGAUAUGCGAAGAAGGCGAAGAAGAGCAUCCGCAAAACCGCAGAUGUUCCUCAUUAUGACCAAAACACCAAGUACGAUCCAGUUCUUUCUGUGUAUAAUCCUUCGAAGUAUCUGGGCUCUGUUUCAGAGAAGUUCCAGGACGAGCUUGACGACUUUAUUGAGAAGAACCCGCAACUUUUUGCCAGUUCCAAGGAGGCCAAACUUUCUGGUGCUUUAACCGAGAAGAAGUUCCGUGCAUUAAUGCAAUUGAAGUAUAUGAGAUCAUUGAUCAACCCAGGCGAGGCUGUUGGUAUUAUUGCUUCUCAGUCGGUUGGUGAACCUUCCACGCAGAUGACACUGAAUACCUUCCAUUUCGCUGGACACGGUGCUGCGAACGUUACUCUCGGUAUUCCUCGUCUGAGAGAAAUUGUAAUGACCGCCUCUUCUUCCAUUAAGACACCCCAGAUGUCUUUGCCUUUGCUCACAGAUGUUUCUGACGAUAUGGCCGAGGCUUUCUGUAAGUCUGUCACCAAAGUCGUGUUCUCCGAGUUUGUGAACAGAGUUUCUGUCGUGGAGACGUCUGGAUCUGCGGCUGAUGGCGGAAAGCCAUCUCGUUCCUACAAUAUCCACAUUGAGUUUUUCGACAGAGAGGCUUACGAGAACGAGUACGAUGUCACGAAGGACGAGCUUGUUGAGGUGGUGAAGGAGAAAUUCUUGAUUGCUUUGGAGAAAGCCAUCGUCAAGCAGGUGAAGAAGCAGAGAAAGGCUGUCACUGAACUGCCUUCCAUCGGCGAGGCCGUUCCAAGUGUGAUGAACGAGGCUGCUGUAAGUGGAAAGGAAUCGAACGAUGCCGACGAUGCUACUGACGACAAGGUUCGUUCCAAUACGAAACAGGCUGUUUCUUACGAUGGGCCGGACGAUGAAGAACGUGAGAUCAUCGACCAGGAUUCCGACUCUGACUCCGACCUUGAAAUGGAGGAUGCCGUUGAAGAACAGCCCAUCCAAUCAGAAGAAAAGGUUGGGCUUUCCAAGGAAGAACGUGAUCGCCAACAGGAAGUUAUUGGUGCCCACUCUUUCAUCACUGCCUUCAACUUCGAUGACAAGAGUGGAAAAUGGUGUGAUUUCAAGCUCGAGCUUAGUGCUGAGACCGAGAAGCUUCUUAUGGUCAACAUCGUUGAAGAUGUUUGUCUACAGGUGGUUGUUCGUGAAGUAUCCAAAAUAGGCCGUUGUCUCUACCCUGAGCCAGAAAAGAAGCUGCUUGUGACCGAGGGUGUCAACUUCCAGGCGAUGUGGGAGCAUGAUGCUUUCAUCAACGUCAACGGAAUUACCUCGAACGAUGUUGCAGCCGUUCUGCGUACAUACGGUGUGGAGGCUGCCAGAAACACAAUUGUCAAUGAGAUCAACAAUGUUUUUGGAAGAUAUGCCAUCUCGGUGUCUUCCCGUCAUUUGGACUUGCUUGCAGAUUACAUGACUAGAGAGGGAACAUACUUGGCCUUUUCUCGUCAAGGUAUUGACUCGUCCACCUCAGCUUUCAUGAAGAUGUCUUACGAAACCACCAUCCAGUUCCUCACCAAAGCAGUGCUCGAUGGAGAACGUGAACAGCUGGAAUCUCCAAGUGCCAGAAUCGUUGUUGGUAAGCUGUCGAACGUUGGAACCGGCAAAUUCGAUGUGAUGGCUCGUAUGCCUACAACCGCUGCAUAUUAG
Kuraishia capsulata CBS 1993 is the source of this 4830-nucleotide messenger RNA. RefSeq lists its product as uncharacterized. The record is from RefSeq and is a predicted model, not a curated record. Gene Ontology annotation, molecular function: DNA binding; DNA-directed RNA polymerase activity. The coding region runs from base 1 to 4830 and encodes 1609 amino acids. NCBI's taxonomy places the organism in Eukaryota, Fungi, Ascomycota, Pichiomycetes, Pichiales, Pichiaceae. Gene Ontology annotation, biological process: DNA-templated transcription. Gene Ontology annotation, cellular component: RNA polymerase I complex. The transcript is spliced from 2 exons.